AAGAACAAUCUAUUAUGGAUGGAUCGUCUUGAAGCAACAAUGCGGAAAUAUUUGCAGUCGAGUACAGCCAAAUUAAAGCAUUGAACUUUUUUUGGGCUCUCAUAUAUGCUUUAGCCUUGGUCGGUGAUACACAACUAACUGACUAGUUGGUCACCACAAUCAAACUUUGGGUACAUUGACGAACACACUGCCUCCGGCGCAUCCCAUAAUGGCCUCCAACGACGCACACCAGGAUACGCAGUUUCCCUCUGCCACUACCCCCAGGGACAAUUCGAUUACAAGACAUGGCUUCAAAAUAACUACCCAAAAACUACCAAUACUCAAAGCCGGCCCAAUCGAUGAGAUGACUACGAAACUUGGCAUUGCACCUCCAGAGAUGAUAUUUGGCGACAACCACGUCACAAUCGAGCACCAGCCCUCGGGAUGGAAACUAGAUUUCAACGCUUUUGAUGCCUUGGACCGUGUCGACAAAAGUGGGGAGACUAUGCUGAAAGUGGCUUAUUCAAAGGAGUGGCAGCAGAGCAGAGAAAACAGUCAUCAAGGGAUUAAAGAGGUAGUCAAACCAUUUGAUUGGUCCUAUAGCACAAAUUAUAAAGGGACACUUUCUCCAGGCGGAAAACCAUUCGAAAAUUCAUCAUCCCCGAUUCCCAUUGAACUCCUAAAACGACCAGAUCCCAUCCUCUUUUUCGACGAAGUUAUGCUAUAUGAAGAUGAGCUGGCGGAUAAUGGUAUUGCCAUGUUAUCGUGCAAGAUACGUGUCAUGCCUUCUCGCCUACUCCUUUUGUCCCGGUUUUUCAUGCGGUUAGAUAAUGUACUGGUUCGCCUAAGGGAUACUAGAAUAUAUGUCGAUUUUGAAACGCGGGAAGUAAUUCGGGAGUAUCAGGCAAAGGAAGAGAAAUAUGAUGAAGUGCGACAGCGCCUAGUAAGCUCGAGGGAAGAUAUUCCGGCUAUAAUGCGAGACCCCAAUAAACUCUCGGAAUUAUUGCCCAAGGUGGAUGCGAGUUUGGAACAUGUUUUCGUUGACGGUUGAGGUGUUUAGCUUCGGUAUCGCUCUCCUUGUAAAAGUAACGCAACUCUGCGCCCUCAUGAUAUAUCGUGAACUCCCAUGAAUACAAUCCGAGGAAAGCUACGUACCCUGGUCGCUCCAGAGGCGUCGGCGAAACCCACCUUACGAACUAUCUUAGAACCUCCGUUCAUGGAAGUUGUGGGUGGACCAUCCUUCUAAACUUGAGUAUAGGUGGUAGCCUGCCGGCACCUAUUACAUGUACCGUACACUCUUGCUGUUGUCUUUAUCCUGCUUUGAGCCUGUAGUUAUGUAGUGUCAAGAUACCUAGUCCCAUGCAUGUAUAGGGGCAUAUACAGUACAUACUUUAUGAGAUAAUACUAUUAAUAUCUUAUUGAAUAGUAAUAUUACACUGCGUAGCUAAUUCUACUGAUAAUUAAC
This is a messenger RNA of Blastomyces dermatitidis ER-3, 1444 nucleotides long. RefSeq names its product TipA protein. The coding region runs from base 209 to 1030 and encodes 273 amino acids. Gene Ontology annotation, biological process: TOR signaling. The transcript is spliced from 3 exons. Gene Ontology annotation, cellular component: cytosol. NCBI's taxonomy places the organism in Eukaryota, Fungi, Ascomycota, Eurotiomycetes, Onygenales, Ajellomycetaceae. The record is from RefSeq and is a predicted model, not a curated record.